GGAGGUCCUGCCUGCACCAUGAACCCUUGGAUCCUUGCCAGCCUGGCAGCCUGCUUUUUGGGGGCCUGGGUCCCUCCCAUCCACACCCAAGGGUCCUUUGAAGACUGCUGUCUGGGUUACUACCCCAAACCCAAGUUGGCUGUGCUCCGUCGCGCCAGGUUUUUCCGGAUCCAGGAGGUGAGCGGCAGCUGCAACCUGUUUGCCAUCAUAUUCUACUUCCACCAACCAGGUAAAACGGUGUGCGGGAACCCACGGGACAUCAGGGUACAGAAGGCAAUGAGAUGGGUAAAUCCUAGGCUCAAGGUCUCCCAGAGGUCUGACAACCGGCUAACCAUCCAAGGUGGGGCCGUGAGCCUGCGCAUCUCCAGGAUCCAACAGCAGGACAGAGGCCGGAGGGAUCUUGCUCCACCAGUGGUCACCCUGCAGCCCCAGCUGCCUCUGUCCCUGUCCUUCAGUCCCAAUCCUAGCCCCUGUGCCCGGAUUGGUUUGCUCCUUUUUAUUCCUACCAUCUCCUGCCCCUUGGACAGCUGGGAAGAGAGAUAG
Molecule: messenger RNA, 543 nt
Organism: Marmota monax (woodchuck)
Lineage: Eukaryota; Metazoa; Chordata; Mammalia; Rodentia; Sciuridae
Gene: Ccl25
Product: C-C motif chemokine ligand 25
Exons: 4
Coding region: 19-543 (174 amino acids)
Biological process (GO): immune response
Cellular component (GO): extracellular region
Molecular function (GO): chemokine activity
Source: RefSeq, a predicted model, not a curated record